Messenger RNA from Pseudocercospora fijiensis CIRAD86, 1455 nucleotides. RefSeq lists its product as uncharacterized. The record is from RefSeq and is a predicted model, not a curated record. The coding region runs from base 1 to 1455 and encodes 484 amino acids. Gene Ontology annotation, cellular component: fungal-type vacuole membrane; vacuolar proton-transporting V-type ATPase, V1 domain. Gene Ontology annotation, biological process: proton transmembrane transport. Lineage: Eukaryota; Fungi; Ascomycota; Dothideomycetes; Mycosphaerellales; Mycosphaerellaceae. The transcript is spliced from 2 exons. Gene Ontology annotation, molecular function: proton-transporting ATPase activity, rotational mechanism.
AUGUCAAUCGACGCGCCAGCAUAUAUCGUGUCGCUGCAGAACAACAUUCGCGCGCGGCCGAUCUCGUGGGAGGGAGCAGUUCGAGCGAAGACGAUCACAGAUGAAGAUCUCAAGAAGAUCAAGGCGAUAGACAAAGUGCGAAAAGAGCAGCGGAAGCAGACCAUCGAGGACGAUGUCCACACAUAUACCACACUGCUGCUUGGCGACAAUGGGCAAGCACGGAGCAUAUUCGAGAGCGCCGCGAAACGGACAGAUAUCCUGCAGUACAUGCUUGUCCUGACUGGCGACCUAAUCGAUGACAUUCCCGCGUUGACCGAAUCGCUGAUCAAGCACACUCAGCCAUUCAAGCCUCUACUACCCUUGCUCAAGCAGUCGAACAACCCGGAGGACCCCAUUCCACUACUCACUUCUUCCGUGCUAUCCUCGCUUUUUUCGCAUGCGCUGAUCGCUCAGUCCAAAUCAACGCCUGAGAUUGACGAAGCUCUACCCAAGCUCUACUCGUACAUUGCCGAACUUGCCAAGACAUCCGACUCGAAUCUACAAGACAUUGCAGUGCAAGAAUACAGCGCCCUGCUACGAACAAGCAAAUCAAGACAGCAGUUCUGGAAACAGCGAAAAGAGACGCUUGGUCCGCUGAUGGACGUGUUGAGAAACGCGACGGGCGGCAAGGAUAGCGACAGCACCCAAUACAACGGAGCCUCUAGCGCUUCCAGCAUACGGACCUUGAACGAGGCCAACAUCAAGAUAUCCGGAGUUGGUUUGCAACUGCUGUACCAUAUCCUGAUGGUGCUCUGGCAGCUUUCAUUCGAGGGCCAACUGGUGGGCAAAGGUUUGGACGAGGAGCACGAUAUAGUUCCACUUUACACCCAAUUACUGCGAGUUUCGCCAAAGGAAAAGACGACACGCUUGAUGCUCGGCACUCUGAACAACCUCCUAUCCUACAACCGAUCGACACUCAUGCCUGCAGCCCUCCCCGCGAAACUGCCUACAAUCCUCGCCAACCUUAAAUCCCGACAUCUUACAGACCCCGAUCUUCUUGAGGACCUGGAAAGCCUCACAAGUAUGCUGGACGAGUACACUAAAUCGCAAACGACUUUCGACGAAUACGCUGCAGAGAUCAAUUCAGGUCACCUCCGCUGGUCUCCGCCUCACAAGAACGAAGCUUUUUGGCGAGAAAAUGCCCAACGCAUCAUCGAGGAGGGAAAGGGAGCACUGUGCAAGAAACUUGCAGAGAUUCUCGGCAAAGAUUGGCAGAACGACAAGCAAGUCCUCGCCAUUGGAUGCAAUGAUGUUGCGAAUCUCGUCAAGAACUGCCCGGAUAAGCGAACGCAGCUGGAAAAGGCCGGUCUAAAAGCUAGAGUCAUGGGACUCAUGCAGGACGAGAAUGAAACGGUUCGAUGGGAAGCCCUCAGAGCAGUGGGAGAGUGGUUGAGAUAUACUUUCGACAAGGAUUAG